This is a messenger RNA of Ipomoea nil (Japanese morning glory), 654 nucleotides long. RefSeq names its product dynein light chain 4, axonemal-like. The record is from RefSeq and is a predicted model, not a curated record. Gene Ontology annotation, biological process: microtubule-based process. Gene Ontology annotation, cellular component: dynein complex. The coding region runs from base 5 to 553 and encodes 182 amino acids. The transcript is spliced from 2 exons. Gene Ontology annotation, molecular function: dynein light intermediate chain binding; dynein intermediate chain binding. Lineage: Eukaryota; Viridiplantae; Streptophyta; Magnoliopsida; Solanales; Convolvulaceae.
UUCAAUGCACCAAACCAAAUCCUCCGGCGGCGGCGCCCAGCACCGCCGCGCACCACCCCCAGAUCCCACAAUCAUCCGUACCGUCUCCGAACACAAAUCCCUCUCUGCAACUACUCCACCUUCAAGUGUUAUCCACUCUUCUUGCGCAGUAGCUUUGGCCUUCCCCAAGAAAGCAACGCAGCAGAAGAGCAGUGAUGAAACCAAGAAGAAUGAGGAAAAGUGUGAGAUUAAUGAGUUGACGACUCAUCUCUUCUCUCCUCACAACAGUAAUAAUGUGAAGGUUGUGUCAGUGGACAUGCCGCCAUUAAUGCAGAUUCAUGCUCUCAAUUUUGCCACAAACGCAUAUCAUACUUUGCAAAACUUCACUCCUAAGGCCCUUGCUCUCACCCUCAAAAAGGAAUUUGAUGGGGUAUACGGAGCAGCCUGGCACUGUAUAGUAGGGAGCAGUUUUGGGUCUUUUGUGACACAUUCUUUAGGUGGCUUCAUAUAUUUCUCAAUGGAUCAUAAGCUAUAUGUACUCUUAUUCAAGACCUCUAUAAAGAGAGCAACUUAGAAACUCAUAUUAUCUUCAAAUAAUCAAACACCAGCUGAAAGUGAAGCCUAUUCUUUUAGAUGAUUACAAAUCUGCAGUCACUAUCCGAGAAUGUGAGUAAU